UCUUCCCCAAAUCACAAACUCUGUAAAACAACAUCAAUGGCUACCAAUAAUAAGUCGGUUUAUCUCCAAAACCCAGAUGAAGUAAAGAAAGUAUUCAGCCGUUUCGACACCAACGACGACGGCAAGAUCUCUAUAACAGAGCUUGUCCACGUGAUGAAAGCACUCGGUUCGAAUACCUCCGAAGAUGAAGUUCAGCGAAUGAUGGAGGCAAUCGAUACAGAUCGCGACGGAUUCUUCAAUCUCGAGGAAUUCACCACCUUCUGCGGCGGCGAGAAUGGAAACGGAGGCGUGCAGGAACUGAAGGACGCGUUCGAGGUGUACGAUAAGGACAAUGAUGGAGUAAUUUCAUCAGGUGAACUCCAACAGACGAUGACGAAAAUAGGUGAGAAAUGUUCUGUUGAUGAUUGUGAAUCGAUGAUCAAACCUGUGGAUUCUGAUGGAGACGGAUCUGUUAAUUUUGAUGAGUUUAAGAAGAUGAUAACUGAUUCUGGUACAACCGCCAGCGGCGGCAAGUGAACACGACGGUCCGAACUGCCGAUUUAGAUAUGUUAACAC
Molecule: messenger RNA, 555 nt
Organism: Impatiens glandulifera
Lineage: Eukaryota; Viridiplantae; Streptophyta; Magnoliopsida; Ericales; Balsaminaceae
Product: calcium-binding allergen Ole e 8-like
Exons: 1
Coding region: 37-516 (159 amino acids)
Molecular function (GO): calcium ion binding; enzyme regulator activity
Source: RefSeq, a predicted model, not a curated record